Molecule: messenger RNA, 1248 nt
Organism: Nothoprocta perdicaria
Lineage: Eukaryota; Metazoa; Chordata; Aves; Tinamiformes; Tinamidae
Gene: HHEX
Product: hematopoietically expressed homeobox
Exons: 4
Coding region: 1-846 (281 amino acids)
Biological process (GO): regulation of transcription by RNA polymerase II; cell differentiation
Molecular function (GO): RNA polymerase II cis-regulatory region sequence-specific DNA binding; DNA-binding transcription factor activity, RNA polymerase II-specific
Source: RefSeq, a predicted model, not a curated record
AUGCAGUACCAGGCGGCGGGCGCGGCGCCCGCGGCGGCCCUGGGCGUCCCGCUGUACGCGCCCACGCCGCUGCUGCAGCCCGCGCACCCCACGCCCUUCUACAUCGAGGACAUCCUGGGCCGCGGCGCUGCCGCCGCCCCACCGCCCCACGCCCUGCCCGCCCCGCCGCCGCCACCGACGCUGCCGUCGCCCAACUCCUCCUUCACGAGCCUCGUGGCCCCGUACCGGACCCCCGUCUACGAGCCGACCCCCGUGCACGCGGCCUUCCCUCACCACCUCGCUGCCCCUUACGGCGCGGGCGCCUACGCCGGGCCCCUCUACUCCUUCCCGCGGACCGUCGGCGACUACGCGCACGCCUUGCUGCGGCAGGACCCGCUGGGGAAGCCGCUGCUCUGGAGUCCCUUCAUCCAGCGGCCGCUGCACAAGAGGAAAGGGGGCCAGGUCCGCUUCUCCAACGACCAGACCAUUGAGCUGGAGAAGAAGUUCGAGACGCAGAAAUACCUCUCGCCGCCCGAGAGGAAGCGCCUGGCCAAGAUGCUGCAGCUCAGCGAGAGGCAGGUCAAAACGUGGUUUCAGAAUCGCAGAGCCAAAUGGAGGCGUCUAAAGCAGGAAAACCCUCAGGCCGCGAAAAAGGAGGAGGCCGAAGGUGCCGACGACGCCGCUGCCCAGCGGCCGGAGAGCUGCCCCAGCCCCGAGAGCAAAGGCCAGGAGGUGCCCCUGGACGGCUCGCAGUUCCCCCCCUCGCCCUCCUCGCACGAGGACCUGGAGUCCGAGCUCUCCGACGACUCCGACCAAGAAGUGGACAUUGAAGGUGACAAGGGCUACUACAACAACGCUGCCCACUGACGGCCCUGCGCUGGAGAGCAGACCCUGCCUCGGCUUGCACUUUACCAGGGGCUGGCUUUGGAGAACAGGUCAUUGCAGGAGAAAAUUCCCACCGUUCCCCCCCCCCAAGAAAAAAGGACAAAGCCAAAAACAGACUCGUUUUAUAAUAAGCAGAGAAAGAGAGACUUAUUUUUCACAAACAGUCCCUUUCUUGUUGUUGUUGUUGUUGUUGGCAGAUCUUUAAUUUGGUUAAAGGAACUGAUCCGUGAUUUGUAUUUAAUUUGUAAGAUAUAUUUGUACAUUAAUUAAUGUUCAGACUGGAAUCUAAUACUGCCUCUUGCCCAUACGCACGGGGGUCUGAAUCAGCUGCUGUCAGGGAUCAGGCAAAACCCCUUUCUGCCCGUGUGGGAGUGAGUAUGGGUU